This is a messenger RNA of Canis lupus familiaris (dog), 2091 nucleotides long. RefSeq names its product NIMA related kinase 5 (gene NEK5). NCBI's taxonomy places the organism in Eukaryota, Metazoa, Chordata, Mammalia, Carnivora, Canidae. The record is from RefSeq and is a predicted model, not a curated record. Gene Ontology annotation, biological process: protein phosphorylation. Gene Ontology annotation, molecular function: ATP binding; protein kinase activity.
AUGGAAUAUUGUGACGGUGAGGAUCUCAUGAGAAGGAUCCAUAGACAAUAGGGAGUGUUAUUUCGUGAAGAUCAGAUUCUGAGUUGGUUUGUACAGAUUUCUCUGGGACUAAAAUAUAUUCAUGACAGGAAACAUAUAACAGGGGCAUAAAAGCACAAGUAACAGCUCAGAGAGAAAAUCAAGAGAUCAAGACAGAACAGAGCUUUUGUUUUCUUGAACAAGAAUGGAAUGGUUGCAGAGCUUGUGGACUUUGGGAUAGUAAGAGUUUUGAACAAUUCCAUGGAACUUGCUAGAACUUGUUUUGAGAGUAACAACUUACACCAGUUGGUUCUGAAGCUAUGCCAAGGACAGUUUGCCCCGAUAUCCCCAAGGUUAGCCCAUGACCCGCAGGCCUUGGUAUCUCAACUCUUUGAGGUGUCUCCCUGAGAUCGACUGUCUACGAAUUCCAUUUUGAAAAGGCCUUUUCUUGAGAAUCUUAUUGCCAAAUACUUUACUCCUGAGUGCCUCCCCAGAUCAAGGCUAGCAGCGCCAAUUAAAAGGAAGGAGAUGCUGUGUAGAAAUGAAUGGAGACCGCCAGCUGAGCCCAGAAGCCUGUAUCUAUCUAUUAAAAUAGUACAAAGGCCCAAACUUACUGCAGUGCAUGGACAUUAUGACUAUUAUUAUGCCCAACUUGACAUGUUGAGGAGGAGAGCACAUGAACCAAGUUACUGCUGGGUUCCUCAAGAAGAUCCUGGAGUUGAGGAGAAUUAUAGUCAGGAAGAAAGCCACAGUCCAUCACCAGGUCAAUGGCCUGCUGAAUACCUUCAGAGGAAAUUUAAAGCUCAGCAAUAUAAAUUGAAAGUGCAAAAGCAAUUGGGUCUUUGUCCAUCUUAUGCUGAGUCAGAUCACAACCAGAGACAAGAGCUAAGAAGUAAUGGAGAAGAGUCUAGAUUCCAGGACCUGCAGAUCGGGAGAAACAAAAUGAAGAACAGGUUAGAAACAGAAUAUUGGAAGCAGUUAGAGGAAAUAUGUCAACAGUACCACAAUGAUAUGAAGGAAAUUUAAAAGAAGAUGGGGAGUGAACUGGAGGAGGACCCCAAAAUAAGUCAUAAAACCUAUUUAGUGAAGAAAAGCGACCCACCCGUCCACUGAUAGGCACCUGAGGAGGAAGCUCCUGUGCAGCUGAUGGACAUUGAAAGAGACUUGAAACAAAUUAGAGUUCAGAACAUUAAGGAAAAUAAAAUUCCAGAACAAAACUGUACAGUUAAGAGAGGGGUGAAGCUUGAAAUUGGUUUAAACCAAUGUACUUCUGAUGAAAACACCCUCCAAGAGGAAGAGGCAGUGGGUGUGCAAAAUGAAACUUUGACCUUUGAGAAUGGCAUGAAGCUUAAGGAAUAUAAAUGUGUGAAGGAAUAUGAAGAUUAUACAGACAAAGCAUUUGAAGAGCUCUGCUGUCCAGAGACAGGUACUUUCAGCACAGAUACUGGUGCUGCUGCAGGGAAUGGGAGACAGUGGGAUGUGCGAGCUCCUCAGACGCUGGAGCUGAUGGCUGCGGGUAACACUACCUCCACCUGCUCCGCUAUGCCUGCAAGGGAAUCUACACUCAGUGGCCCAGGGAUCAUGACCGAAGGCGUUCCAGAAAAUAGAAGACGGUGGCGGCAGGAAGCCCCAGGAACUUUAAUGAGCACGUUGGCUGCAGCACAUCUAACAAGUAGUUCAUUUUCUGCCAGCGAAGGAGAACUGGUGGGAACAUUAAAACAAUGGCUUCCUAAAGAAGAUGAGGGGAAUGUGGAAAUGGCCUUUGGCAUUGAAGUAGAUAAGGAACAACCAAGAUAUGAUGAUGAUGAUACAAAUUUUGAAGAAUCUGAAGGUGAGUUGAGAAACGAAGUGGUGGAGUGCCUGGAAAAACCUGCUACUCCCAAAGAGGAAGAGAAGAGACGCCUGGUCUCUAAGGCUGCAGAGAAGUUAGGACAUAGAGAUGGGACAGACACACAGGAAUGUGCAAAAUUAAAUGAAGGUUCAGGGAGUAUUUCUACUUGAUCUAACGACAAAGUAUGCAUCGCUGAUGAAAACAGAGAAACAUCAACAACCCAUCAUAAUAUACAAGUGUGA